UUUCACACACACACACACACAUCAAUCUUUCUUCCUUUAUAAACAUCUCUUCUUUCCCUUCUUUCCUUAGGGGCUUGCUCAAUCCAAAGCACUCCCCAUUUCCACAUUUCCCAAUAACCAUACAUUCAUUUUCUUUCAUUCCUAUUCCACGAUAUCAUAAAUCAAUCGUCCUAUAUUGAUAUCUGCAUAUAUCAAAAAUUUAGUGUGAAAUUAUAAUGGCAUCGCCAUCUGACACUAGCAAAAACACAAAGCUAGAGCGCUACAACAGUUAUAUUCGAAGAGUUAAUAGUACAAAACUGAUAGCUGCAUCGUCCAAACUUUUAUUUCGUGUCACUUUAUUAGUAGCGUUGUUACUUAUUUUCUUCUUCACUAUAAAUUACCCUCCGUUAACUUCGGAAAAAACUUUCAAUAAUAAUAUUCACACUACUACCCAUAACCUUCUUUCCUCCGCUAUUUACGGUGGUGGGGCUUCGUGGGAAAAACAAGUUCGUCACUCCUCGACGCCCCACCGCCCCAAUGGGCUCUCCGUCCUUGUGACAGGAGCAGCUGGGUUCGUUGGUUCUCAUUGUUCUUUAGCAUUGAAGAAACGAGGUGAUGGUGUUCUUGGCCUUGACAAUUUCAAUUCUUACUACGAUCCUUCAUUGAAGCGAGCUCGUCAAAAUCAGUUAUCGAAGCAUCAGAUUUUCAUUGUUGAAGGUGAUAUUAACGAUGCCGAGCUUCUCAGAAAGCUUUUCGACAUUGUUCCUUUUACUCAUAUCCUUCAUUUAGCUGCACAAGCUGGUGUUCGUUACGCGAUGCAGAAUCCUCUCUCUUAUGUGAACUCAAACGUAGCUGGAUUUGUUAAUCUGUUAGAAAUCGCUAAAGCCGCAGAUCCACAACCUGCAAUUGUUUGGGCUUCGUCAAGCUCUGUUUAUGGAUUGAACACCAAAAUCCCGUUUUCCGAAGAGCACAGAACAGAUCAACCAGCGAGUUUAUACGCAGCAACGAAGAAAGCAGGGGAAGCAAUUGCACAUACAUAUAACCAUAUUUACGGGCUUUCAUUAACUGGUUUGAGAUUUUUCACUGUUUACGGACCUUGGGGAAGACCAGACAUGGCGUAUUUCUUCUUCACUAAGGAUAUGAUUCAGGGGAAAUCGAUUAACGUGUACGUUACCCCGGAUGAUAAAGAGGUGGCGCGUGACUUCACGUACAUCGACGAUAUUGUUAAAGGAUGCGUCGGCGCGUUGGACACGGCGGAGAAGAGCACCGGAAGCGGCGGAAAGAAGAGAGGUCCGGCGCAAUUGAGGGUUUACAAUUUGGGGAAUACUUCACCUGUGUCGGUGAGGAAGUUAGUGGCAAUUCUCGAAAAUUUGUUGAAUGUUAAGGCUAAAAAGAAUGUUGUUAAAAUGCCACGAAACGGUGACGUUCCGUUUACACAUGCUAACGUGAGCCUUGCGUUAAGGGAUUUUGGUUAUAAGCCUACAACUGAUUUGUCGAGUGGAUUGAGGAAAUUUGUGAAGUGGUAUGUCAGUUAUUAUGGGAUUCAAUCGAGGGUAAAAAAGGAAAACGAAGGGGAGAAGUGAAAAGACUAUUCUACCCCUUCUUUCAAUAUAUACAUAUUUUUUAUUUCUUUUGAUGUUUUUGGAUCAAAUUGUGUUUACUUGUUUAUUUUUAGUAUAGAAAUAGAAUUUUAUAUUUAUAAAAAAUAAGAAAAUCUGAGAAGGGUGGAAAUGGCAAGUGUAGAUCUAUGAAAAGUGGGAUUUAUAAUAAUGUAUUUCUAAAGGGUAUUAUUAUUGUAGGUAGGAUUUAAGAAAAAAAGAGGUUGGCUUUCUCUUUUCUGUACCAAGAAAAAAAAUGGUGCAAAAAUUGUAAUAUUUUGGAACAACAAUGAUGAUUCCAUCUCCAGAUUAA
Solanum dulcamara is the source of this 1890-nucleotide messenger RNA. Its product is annotated as UDP-glucuronate 4-epimerase 6. NCBI's taxonomy places the organism in Eukaryota, Viridiplantae, Streptophyta, Magnoliopsida, Solanales, Solanaceae. The coding region runs from base 216 to 1562 and encodes 448 amino acids. The record is from RefSeq and is a predicted model, not a curated record. The transcript has a single exon.